UACUGUCAUGCUAAUUUUUCGUAGGCCCCAUUAAAUUCAAUUUUAGCCUAAAGGAAAAUUCCAUAGAAGUUGCAGAACUCUAUCAAGCUGGCGUACAUAUACGAAUUAUCGUCUCAAGAAGAAAAAAUAUAUCCACGAUGGUGGUGCGGUGGUGUAGCCGGAGCUCUAGCCCAAUUUUUCACAGCGCCCUUCGACCUAGUUGAGUCACGCAUGAUGGCCGUUAAAAAAGAUAAAACAAUGAUGCAAACCUUGCAACAUGCAGUCAAACACCACGGUUAUUUCUCACUUUACGACGGCCUAUCGGCACAGCUGUUGCGCCAACUAAGCUACACUUCCGUACGUUUCCAUCUGUAUGAGACCGGCAAGCGUUAUGUGGAUGAAUACAAUUUUCUACACAAAAUGUUCAUAGCGAGCAUAGCGGGCUUAGUUGCAGGCGCCGUAGGGAUACCCUCGGAAAUGGUCAAUACCCGCAUGCACAUGGAUCGUAUGCUUCCACAUGAGGAUAGGCGGCGUUACAAGCACGUAUUUCAUGGAUUCUACAAGGUUUGUCAGAAGGAGGGCUGUGGUGCUCUCUACAAUGGGUGGUCGUAUGCAUGUGUUCGUGCCGCCCUGCUUACCAUUGGCCAGAACGCUGUCUAUGAUCAGGCAAAAAAUUAUUAUAUGAAGACAUUUAACUUUAAACACCACAGCAAAACAGUACAUUUGCUUAGUUCCAUAACCGCUGCAUUGGCCUGCAUACCUAUUGUGCAGCCAAUAGAGGUCCUUAAGACCCUGAACAUGCAAGUAAAGGCAGGCUACUUUAAGUCAGUGGGUGAAGAAGUCAAAUAUAUGAUGCGGUUCGGUAUACGUGGCUUGUUCCGUGGCAUUGUUCCGGGCCUCUUACGAAUGUUACCAAAUACCGUCGUUAUUUUCCUUAUCUAUGAGCAGUUGCGUUUGACUUUUGGCUAUACACUGAACGAAAAGAAAUGUAGUUUUGAAUAAAAAAAAGAAGCAUGAUAGAAA
Messenger RNA from Scaptodrosophila lebanonensis, 1002 nucleotides. Its product is annotated as mitochondrial dicarboxylate carrier. Gene Ontology annotation, biological process: phosphate ion transmembrane transport; succinate transmembrane transport; thiosulfate transport. The transcript is spliced from 4 exons. Gene Ontology annotation, molecular function: malate transmembrane transporter activity; sulfate transmembrane transporter activity; oxaloacetate transmembrane transporter activity. Bases 211 to 981 code for a protein of 256 amino acids. NCBI's taxonomy places the organism in Eukaryota, Metazoa, Arthropoda, Insecta, Diptera, Drosophilidae. The record is from RefSeq and is a predicted model, not a curated record.